Molecule: messenger RNA, 497 nt
Organism: Musa acuminata subsp. malaccensis (wild Malaysian banana)
Lineage: Eukaryota; Viridiplantae; Streptophyta; Magnoliopsida; Zingiberales; Musaceae
Biological process (GO): translation
Cellular component (GO): ribosome; cytosolic large ribosomal subunit
Molecular function (GO): structural constituent of ribosome
Source: RefSeq, a predicted model, not a curated record
AAAAGAGAACCGGGCCGCCGAAUUCAACGGUUUCUCCUCGACCAUUUAGGGUUUUCGUCGUCGCCGCCGCCGCAGCUGUGUUCCGGACCAACCGCGGAAAUGCCGUCGCACAAGACGUUUCGGAUCAAGAAGAAGCUAGCGAAGAAGAUGCGGCAGAACAGGCCGAUACCUCACUGGAUCCGCAUGAGGACCGACAACACAAUUAGGUACAACGCGAAGCGCAGGCAUUGGCGCCGCACGAAGCUAGGGUUUUGAGAAUGCCCUAGGUGGGUUCAAUGGCUUUCUGUUUUCCUCGUCCUUGCUUUUAGUAAUUGCAAGUUGUCGAUCGUUUCUCUUUGUUGCACUCUAAUGUUGUGGAAGGAGAAGUGGUCGUAAUAGAAUUUGGUUCAUUUUGGCCGUAUAGCCAUAGUUUGUGUUAUGCAACUUCAUUGUACUUUCAUUAUGCCUAAAGACGUGUCUUUAUUUUGAGGAUUUCAUAUUGCUUUCGAUUAAACUUA